Molecule: messenger RNA, 1868 nt
Organism: Argiope bruennichi
Lineage: Eukaryota; Metazoa; Arthropoda; Arachnida; Araneae; Araneidae
Product: acid-sensing ion channel 1B-like
Exons: 13
Coding region: 273-1868 (531 amino acids)
Biological process (GO): sodium ion transmembrane transport
Cellular component (GO): membrane
Molecular function (GO): ligand-gated sodium channel activity
Source: RefSeq, a predicted model, not a curated record
UACGUCAUACUUUUACAUCAGUAGAGUAAGUGAGUUGUCCAAUAAACGUAUAAUUGCAUUAUUAAUACAACUUAUAACUGUUCUAAAUUCGUUUAAUAGGGUUGUUUCUAUGGAUACAAAUAACAUGGACAAAAUGACUUAUUGCUGAGUUCUUUUCUUCCGAAAAGAAAAAGGGGUUUUCAAAACCUUCGGCUAUGUAUGCAUAUAAUGUGGAUUAAUGUGUCCUUUACUAUAUAGAAAGCAAUUUAAACAAUGUUGUGAUACAUCUAUUUAUGCCUCGCUUGAUGGCUUACACUGUGAGAGUGUGCCCUACACAUGGGCGGGUGUGGUUCCCUGAAAGAAAGAUACGACGUAAAGGAUCAAGAGCUCACCUCCAAUCAAGGCUUCAGAAGGAUGGAGACUCAGAUUCAGAUGAGGACAAGACAGCGUGGGAAUAUUGCAGGAAAGUUUUUGGAAGCUCAUCUGUGAGUGGCGUGAAUCACAUUGCUCUCGCCAAAACCAGGAGGCGGAGAAUUUUCUGGGCCUUCAUUUUCACCGUGUCGCUGGUGGGAUUCUUUUAUCAGUUUGGCGCCUUCCUGGUACAGUACAGAGAAUAUCAAUCCAUAGUACAAAUAGACAUUCAGAAUGCAGGUUCACUCAUGUUCCCCGCUGUCACGCUCUGCAAUGCGAACAGAUUCAAGAAAUCGAAAUUUUGCAGCAAAUUUCGAGAGUUUUGUCCGCGGAAUCUGUCAACAAUGGAUUCUCUGACGGAGAAAGAGUUGUUCGAUUUUCAGCUGGCUAUUCUUCGAGAGGGUCGCUCAGAUCUCAGGCAUUCUCUGGGACAUGCAAUCGAAGAUCUUCUUGUCAGUUGCUCCUUCACCGGCAAGCCCAGCAUUAGAGGAGAAGCGUGCUUCAGACGUUUUAAAGAAUUCUACGAUCCUGAUCUAGGGAACUGUUACACAUUCUCCCCUCUUGCAGAAGGUGGUGAAGAAGAGCUUCAUUCCACGGAAGCAGAUGUAUGGCAGAAGAUGAGUGAUCUGGUCCUUGUAGUGAACGUGGAGACGAACGAAUAUCUUGAACCGGACAGAGAUGCAGCUGUUCUAGUCACCUUUCAUAGUCCGGAAGUGUAUCCGGAUCCUUUCUCAGAUGGAACGGAAGUGAAACCAGGCAAUUCGUAUAACUUCGGGCUGAAAAAGAAUACUGUCGAAAUGCUGCCAGCACCUUAUAGUUCUAAUUGUACGAACUAUGAAAACCUGCCCUGGGACAGAUUGCAUGAUAAAACUCUGAGCACCAGAAUGUGCACGGCUGAAUGUUCUCAAAGCUUGCAGUUGAAGCAAUGCAAUUACGUCACCGUGGAGCUAAGUCUCUUUUUCGAUGCCUUGCCUUGGAAACAAGAAUCCUUUGAUCCAGAAAAAAUAGAGUGCGCAGAAAGGGUGUCCAACGAAACUAAAGAGUUCUGUAGAUCUUUAUGCAGAGUCCCUUGCAAGCAAUCAAAUUAUGAAACUACCAUGGAUUCUUCGACGUGGCCACGGAGAGCGAAAGUGUCCGAAGAGGAGGAACUCGGAAAGUGGAAAAGAAGACCGUUUUAUGAAAUAACGAACAAUCUGGCUCAUGUCAGGGCUUACUUUAUUACCAUGGAGGAUACAACACUGAAACAUUCACCGAAAUAUCAGCCUCUUGAGAUGUUUAGUCACAUAGGUGGCUACGUAGGUAUCUGGCUCGGAAUCUCUUUGUUGGCCCUAUGCGAAUUUAUAGAAGGAGCGAUCCGAGUUGUUUCUUUCAUCCUCCUCCAAAGAAAGAAGAGAAAAGAACUGUCAAGAGACAAAAAGGCAGCUGCCAAGGCAGAAGAGAAGAAACGAGUGCAAAUAAAUUCAAGUACAAAACAUUGA